Molecule: messenger RNA, 3435 nt
Organism: Colletotrichum gloeosporioides
Lineage: Eukaryota; Fungi; Ascomycota; Sordariomycetes; Glomerellales; Glomerellaceae
Product: Efflux pump vrtL
Exons: 6
Coding region: 1-3435 (1144 amino acids)
Biological process (GO): transmembrane transport
Molecular function (GO): iron ion binding; heme binding; oxidoreductase activity, acting on paired donors, with incorporation or reduction of molecular oxygen
Source: RefSeq, a predicted model, not a curated record
AUGUCUUCCACUAUUGUUAUCGUAUUUCUUUGCGCUAGUUAUGCUCUAUACUCACUGCUGUGCUUGAUUCGAAACAUUCGAAUCGCCAAAGCCAUUGGCAUCCCAGUGGUAUGGAGCCCCAUCAGCCCAUUCAACCCGUUUUGGAUCAUCUUCAAUAAACGGCUGUCCCCGAUUAUCCAACGUCUCCCCCUCAGCCUGGGAAGCUGGACUCAACACGAUGCGCUAGACUGGACCUGGGUAGACCGCGCUCAUGGAGACUCACAAGUCCAUGAGAAGCUCGGCGACACCUUCGCUCAUGCCACCCCAAGGGAGAUCGAAAUACACACGCGCGAUCCUGCUGUCGCCGACGAGGUGUUACGGAAACGUGCCAAUGAAUUCCCCAAAAUAAGCCACUAUGCCAAGGUGCUCGAUUUUCUUGGUACGAGUCUUGUCUCGUCAGAUGGCGAGGACUGGGUUCGCCAUCGCAAAGCCACCGUCUCUACACUGAGCGACAGAAAUAAUCGACUUGUCUGGACCGAAACCAUCAGGCAGACGCAGCAGAUGAUCAAACACUACUUCUCAGCCUCGAGCGGUCGCAUCAUUGACCCCGUAGAAGACGUUCGAGAGGUGUAUCUCCACGUUUUCACGGGGGUUUGCUUCGGUGUCAAGUACGACUUCCGCCAAGCCGCAGAAAAAUACAUACCGGAAGGUCACUCACGCAGCUACAAGGACUGUCUUCACACCAGUCUUAAGGACUUGCUCAUUCUCCGUCUGGUGCCAAAGUGGAUUUUGGAUCUGCCCUUCUUGCCACAUAGGAUUAGCAACUUUCGCGAUUCCGCACGUGAAAUGCGCCAAUAUCUCGACGAGAUGAUUGCUUCUAGUAAAGAGGAGCUGGAAGAAAAGGGAACAAGAAGACGAACUCAGACGGAUAAUCUUCUAAGCUUCAUGGUCAAGAGCAAUGGCGAGAUUGAGGCCGAGAACGUGAGUUCCGACGUGAGCUUGAAGCGGAAUUAUCUUACAGAGUCAGAGAUCCGUGGGAAUCUCUUCACUUACUCCCUUGGUGGGCACGAGUCUUCCGCUCAUACCUUGACUUUCGCGCUCUAUCUCCUUGCAGCUCUUCCACAAGAGCAAGAGUGGCUGGCAGCAGAGAUCACGUCAGUCCUUGGCCAAAAGACAGACUGGCAAUCUGAAGAAUCAUUCAUGGAAGUGUUCCCUCGCUUGAAGAGAUGCCAAGCUGUCAUGAACGAAACCUUGCGGCUCUAUCCAUCAGUCUCUGUGCUGCCGAAAUGCACCGGUUCAGGGUCCACGACACUUCUCGUCAGCGGGAGCGACCGACAUAUCCCGCCAAGUGUCAAUGUCUACGUUAACAUGCCCAGCAUUCAAAUACACAAGCCAGUUUGGGGCCCGGAUGCGACAUCAUUCAGACCAAGCCGUUGGAUCACUUCAUCACAAUCACAUGCAGGGCUGGAAAACGAGCAGCUCCGGGCCCCCCCUGAGGGCGCAUUUCUACCGUGGAGUGACGGCAAGCGUAUCUGCCCCGGGAAAAGGUUCUCUCAGGUGGGCUUUGUGGCAGCGCUUGCGGCAAUCUUGCUCAAGCAUAGAAUUGAAGUUAUUCCUGAUGCUGGGGAAAGCAUGGGUGACGCGCGUAAACGAACGCUUAGAGUGGUCAACAACACGUAUGCUGUCAUGACUGUUCACAUGUAUGAGCCGUCAUCUACGAUGGUGACGACAGCGACGACACUGAUCACGGGGAAGAUAUACUUCCACUCUCACUACAAAGCUCAUGUUUCUGUACAAAAGGCUUCAAAAACACUUUGCCAGUUUGUUUCCAUCAAAUGCUGCAUACCUAUUGUGUUGGAACAAGAAACCCCAGAAGACCCAGAGCAGUUGAAGCCUGAAGAAACACCACACGCAUCAAUGAAGCAAGAAGGAAACGAAGCUGUGGUAGAGCAUGCGCGCUCCUCAGUUGACGUCUUCUCUGCUCCUCCUGAGCUCGACAGGCACUCAACUGGAGAAGACUCAGUCGCUGCUGAAGACAAACAAGAGCCCAUUCUCAUCACAUGGGAUGGGCCGAACGACCCCCGCAGCCCCAAGAAUUGGCCUUCAAAGAAGAAAUGGGCAGCAGUAUUCUGUGUCUCAUUCUACACCCUCCUGUCGCCAGUGUCCUCAUCCAUGGUCGCGCCCGCCCUGGAAGCAAUAGCCCACGACCUCACCAUCCCUUCCGCCUUUGAACAGAUCCUCGUCCUCUCUAUCUUCGUCCUCGCCUACGCCCUCGGGCCCCUCAUCUGGGGCCCUCUCUCCGAGCUGUACGGCCGCAUCAUCAUCCUCCAGCUCACAACCCUGCUCUACAUGGCUUUCAACCUCGGCUGCGGCCUCGCCACCACAAAAGUCCAGCUCAUCGCCUUCCGCUUCCUUGCUGGCUUCGGCGGCUCGGCACCAAUGGCCGUCGGCGGCGCCGUCUUCGCAGACCUCUUCAACGCCGAGGAGCGCGGGCGAGCUAUAUCGAUCUACUCGCUCGCGCCCCUCCUGGGCCCGGCCAUCGGCCCCAUCGCGGGCGGCUUCAUCACGCAGGAGACCACCUGGCGCUGGAUCUUCUACAGCACCACCAUGUUCGCGGGCCUCGUCCAAGGGAUCGGCUUGUUCGUGCUCCAAGAAACCUGCGCCCCGGUACUUCUGGUCCGCAUCAAGAACCGCCUCGUCAAGGAGACGGGCAACACCGCCCUGCGCACCGAGUUCGACAACCCGGACCGCACCGUCCUCCGCGCCCUCGCCGGCGCCCUCACACGCCCGUUCCGCCUCUUCGGCACGCAGGUCAUCAUCCAGGCGUUGGCCGUGUACAUGAUGUACCUCUACGGCAUCAUGUACCUUGUUCUCUCCACCUUCUCGGCUCUCUGGACGACGAGGUAUGGAGAGUCGACCGGCAUCAGCGGGCUGAACUACAUCUCGCUUGGCCUCGGCUUCUUCCUCGGGGCCCAGACAUGCGCCAGGUUCCAGGACCGCGUUUACGUCGCUCUCAAGAAGCGCUACGUCCCUGACGGCGGGCCUGGGAAGCCAGAGUUUCGCGUGCCGAUGAUGGUUCCGGGGGCGGUUCUCGUACCCGUCGGAUUGCUGAUAUACGGAUGGUCUGCGCAGCACAAGGCCCAUUGGAUCCUACCUAAUCUUGGCGCGGUGCUGUUCAGCGCGGGCGUCAUUGUAGGGUUCCAGGGCAUUCAGGCGUUCUUGGUCGAUACGUAUACGAGGUAUGCCGCGUCUGCCAUCGGCUCGGUCAUGGUGCUGAGAAGCGUUGCUGGGUUUGGGUUUCCGUUGUUUGCACCGGCUUUGUACCGUAGGCUGGAAUAUGGGUGGGGGAAUACGCUGCUGGCAUUGAUUGCCGUCGGUAUUGGUUUGCCUGGCCCCAUUCUCUUGUGGGUGUUUGGGGAGCGGCUGAGAAAGAGGAGUCAAUUUGCCGCUGGCUGA